UCAAUCGAAUAAGAGGCUCGAGGAGCAGCGCGAGCCGCACGCACACCCGCGAGAGCGCGCGUUAACGGUAACACGCGACGGGAGUACACAGCGGCAGCAGCAACAACAACAAUAACGACGACGUACCGGACGUUAUUCGGCUCCAUUGGGUCGUUGGACCGAGCUGUUGUUUUUUUUAGCGGGGUGAACACCCCCCCCCGCAACCCCCUCCCACCACUGCGCAUUCCUCCAGGCACAGAGCCCGGGCAGGGAGACCGACCCGCCGGGGGAAAGGAGAGCCAAGCGGCGGCCUCUUCGCCAGGUCGGACCGGUGACUUCACCCAGCGGAGGACCGCGGCAGACGUCCCCGUUGGAUGUUUUGACUCUACCGGACUCCCCCAAACACACUCCACGCCCCCGUCCCGGAACAGACACACACCUGUGUUCCUGCGUGACGACGUGCGAUGAGCUCGCUUUGAUGAGUCAUUCGCGGUGUCGCGGUCCGAGGAUACCGACAGACCGGCGGCUGCGCCCCGACGCCGCCCGCGCGCACCCCGAUGGUGGACUAGAGUGAGGAGCCCCAGCGACCGCACGGGCCUCAUUUGGACUGGGGGGGGGGGCGGUGGUUGUGUGUGUGUGUGUGUGUGUGUGGGAGGAUGGUGGUGGUGUUAUUAGAAAAAGCUCGAUAACUGUGGAAUCUUCUAAACUCGAGUGGGGGCGGAUUUUUGGAGCGCGGAGCCCCGGAGUCAUGUCGCCGGGCCGGCGGGGGAGAAGAGAAGAACCCCGACGCCGAUCCAGCGUCCCUCCAGCACAUUCGGCUUCAUUUCACGAGCCGGAACGAAGCUCCGUCGGACCGCUGUGAUCUCGACGCGGAUGCCUUCCACGACCGACUCCGCACGAGUGUUUCUCUCGCUCGGUGACCUCUGAAUUAACCUUGCUUUUUUUUUUUUUUUUUUUUUUUGAAGAACGGCCUACCUCGUUGAUCUGCGUCGGCUCGUUUUUGACUGUUGAACUGACUCGAUUGCCUCAUGAAUCUACCUCAAACGCAACUUUAUUUUCGACGCGUCCCGGCGGCCCGACGCGUCCCCGAAUAAACACCUCAACGUCAUCGCCGCGCGCGACUGUAGGCCGAGCCCGUGUUUUCGGCGCCGCCACAGAUGGCUUCGUUCCCGGACUCGGACCUGCAGACCUGCCCGCUCUGCAAGGAGCUGUGCGGCUCCUCUGCGCCCAUCUCCUCCAGCUCUUCUACCUCGUCGUCUUCCUCGCACACCUCGUCCUCCUCCAGCCAGACCACCCGCAGGCUGCACGUCCUGCCCUGCCUGCACGCCUUCUGCAGGCAGUGCCUGGAGGGCCAGCGGAGCCCCGGGGACCCGCUGAAGCUGCGGUGCCCCACCUGCGACCAGAAGGUGUGCAUCUCCGAGGCCGGCGUGGACUCCCUGCCUUCCUCCAACUUCCUCUUCAGCAACCUGCUGGACGUGGUGGUGAGCUCCGAGGAGCAGAUUCACAACAAGAAUGGCCACCAUCUCCUCCACCACCACCACCAACAACAACAGCACAACAACCACCACCAGCAACACCACCUGCGGGGAGGCCUGGGUGGGGGCUCCUCUGGCUUCCACCACCCUCACGGAGGCCUCCUGCACCCCGGCCACCUGGGAGAGCCCCAGUGCAGCUCCUGCGACGAGGAGAACCCGGCCACCUCCCACUGCCUCGACUGCCAGGAGUACCUGUGCGACAACUGCGUGCGGGCACACCAGAGGGUGCGUCUGACCAAGGACCACUUCAUCGAGCGCCUGGGGGACAACCUCCACCUGGGCCGGGUCAACGUCAACAGCAACCCGGGGCAGCCGGGGGUGUCGGUGUCCCUCGCCCAGUCCCUGCAGAACAACUUCGCCCUGCUGUCUCUGUUCCAGGACCAAAUGAGCUUCUGCCAACACCAUGACAACGAGGUGUUCCUCUUCUUCUGCGAGUCCUGCUCGGUGCCCAUCUGUCGCGAGUGCAGCGUGGGCCGCCACAUGGGCCACACCUUCGUCUACCUGCAGGACGCCGUGCAGGACUGCCGGGCCGUCACCAUCCAGCUGCUGGCGGACGCUCAGCAGGGACGCCAGGCCGUGCAGCUGAGCAUGGAGAAGGUCCAGGCCAUGGCGGAGCAGGUGGAGAUAAAAGCCAAGGUGGUGCAGACUGAGGUGAAGGCCCUGGUGCUCCGGCACAAGAAGGCGCUGGAGGAGCGGGAGUGUGAACUACUGUGGAAGGUGGAGAAGAUCCGUAAGGUGAAGGCCAAGUCCUUGUACCUGCAGGUGGAGAAGCUGCACCAGAGUCUGACCAAGUUGGACAGCACCAUCGCCGCCGUCAGCCAGGUGCUGGACGAGGGGCGCCACCUCGACGUGCUGCUGGCCAGGGAGCGGAUGCUCACCCAGAUCCAUGAGCUGAAGGCCCUGAGGGGCCUGCUGCAGGCGCAGGAGGACGACCGCUUCAUGUUCACCCCCCCAGACCAGGCUCUGUACGUAGCCAUCCAGUCCAUGGGGCUCAUCAGCAGCGGGGCCUUCGCCCCGGUCACCAAAGCCCACGGCGAGGGGCUGAAAACGGCGCUGCGUGGCAAGCCCGCCUCCUUCACCGUCAUCGGCUACGACCACGACGGCGAGCCGCGCCUCUCCGGCGGGGACGCGGUGUCCGCGGUAGCCGUGGCGGUGCCAGACGGCAACCUGUCGGCGGCCGAGGUGACGGACCACCAGAACGGCUCGUACACCGUCGGCUACCUGCCCAAAUGCGAGGGGGAGCACCUGGUGUCGGUGCUGGUGUGCAACCAGCACAUCCAGGGCAGCCCCUUCAAGGUGACGGUGAAGUCGGGGCGGAGCUACGGCUCCCUGGGCAACCAGGUGUCGUCCUUCGGCAGCGAGGGCGAGGGAGACGGUCAGCUGUGUCGGCCCUGGGGCAUCAGCGUGGACAAGGAGGGAUACGUGGUGGUGGCCGACCGCAGCAACAACCGCAUACAGAUAUUCAAGCCCUGCGGUGCCUUCCACCAUAAGUUUGGCUCUCUGGGUUCUCGGCCUGGUCAGUUUGAUCGUCCGGCCGGGGUGGCGUGUGACAGUCAGCGGCGAGUCAUCGUGGCCGAUAAGGACAAUCACCGCGUGCAGGUGUUUACCUUUGAGGGCCAGUUCCUGCUGAAGUUUGGGGAGAAGGGCACCAAGAACGGGCAGUUCAACUAUCCCUGGGACGUGGCCGUCAACUCCGAGGGCAAGAUCCUGGUCUCGGACACCAGGAACCACCGCGUGCAGCUCUUCGCCCCCGACGGCUCUUUCCUCAACAAGUACGGCUUCGAGGGGGCCCUGUGGAAACACUUUGACUCCCCCCGGGGAGUGGCCUUCAACCACGAGGACCACCUGGUGGUGACCGACUUCAACAACCACAGGCUGCUGGUCAUCCGGCCGGACUGCCAGUCGGCGCGCUUCCUGGGCUCCGAGGGCGUCGGGAACGGGCAGUUCCUGCGGCCGCAGGGCGUCGCCGUGGACCAGGAGAACCGCAUCAUCGUGGCCGACUCCCGCAACCACCGGGUCCAAGUGUUCGAGCCCAACGGGAACUUCUUAUGCAAAUUCGGCACACAGGGGAGUGGCUUUGGACAAAUGGACCGCCCCUCGGGCGUGGCCGUGACGCCCGACGGGGUCAUCGUGGUGGUGGACUUUGGAAAUAAUCGCAUCCUUAAGUUCUAAAAGGAAAAACUGUUUGGUUUGUUUGUUUGUUUGUUUGUUUGUUUGUUUUUUGUUUUUUUGCAUCCUCUCCCCCCGUUGUCCCUUUUUAGCGGUUUCUCUCGAUGAAGGAAACGGGGGGCGAGAGAACGAAUCGACAGACACAACAGGAGGCGACUUGAGGGAGGAUUGAGAGCCCGCCGACGUGAAGGGAAAUUAAAACUACAGAACUUUUCUUUCAUUUAAAAUGCCCCAUUCCCGAUCGGGAUGCCUGUGGUGUGGAUCACGAAGGGGGACCUCUACAAAUUGAUAAUCAAUCGACGAAGCCAUAUUUCCCUUCCCCAAGUCUCAGCGGCUCUGAAUUCUCUCCGGAAGCUCUCCUUAGUUAUCCAUCUCAGGGAUUUUUUCACUUUUCUUGAAAUCUUGUACCCUCUUGCUCCACACCUACCUCAUUUAGCUCUUUAUGAAUGUACUCACAGUCACUGAGCAGAGGUUUUAGUCCGUGAAGUUCUACAAAGAAGAAAAAGCCUACCUCUAUACUUUAUUUAAAAGACGAAAAAAAGAAAAAAGAUAGUGAGUUCAGUUGACGUUUGCACAGGAUUAAAGAAGUCCUUGCUGUGCAUUUUUGAAAAAUAUGAGUUCGCGUGAACCUCCUGAAUGUUGUUGCUGAGGCCGCUGCAGAGGCCCCAUGGUGUGUUCUCACUGGAGGGGGGCGGCCGCGUCCUCCUCCGCGUUUUAGCCGCGUUAGAUUUUCGCUCCUUUUUCUCUCUGGAGCAGCGAGGGGUCAAGAAGAGCGGACGCCGCCACGCGGAACCAGACAGAAUCAAACCCGGGCCGAGCGCUCAGUACUUCUCAGCCUCUCCCUUUUAGGCCCUUUACUGGUGAAUGCUGAUCCGAUGAAUAUAUUGAUAGAAAUCCUCUGAUCAGACCCCCCCCCACGCCCCUCCCUGUCAGUUGCAUGAACAACUAGGACGCAAAGAUAAGUAUGCAAGGAGCGCGGCGUCUCCUCCCAAAAGGUAACGCCCACCGAAGGAUUUUGGUGGGGAAUUUCAUCCGCGCUGUGGAUCCAUUGGCGAUCCUCGCGUAGAGAUUUAAUCAUUUGAAUGACACCUUUUUUCGACGAGGCAUGCUGUGUGACAAAAGCCUCGCGAGCAGACCCCCGACUGGCUGUCCAGAGGACAUUAACAUUAACAUUGCAAUCCUCUGGAUCUCCCCCCCCCCCCCCCGGGGUUUGGUCCAAUGAGAGGGUGCGCUCACAAAGCCCCGCCCUAUUUAUUGACGCUGUUGAGUCGAGGAGACCUCUCCAGGCCGAGCGCUAGUAGACCGAUUCCUCUAAAGACGGAGGUCUAUAGACCAACCAAAGGUAGAAUCUCUGCACAAUGGCCGACUGUAGGUUUGGCGAUUUAAAGAAACUUAAAAAUAUAUAUAAAUACAUUCUCUUAAAUUCUCGUUGCUGGGAAGUUUGCGGGUCAUCGGACCGUUCGGCUCAGUAGGAUAAAGUGUGUCGGGGUCACCGUUUGUUCGGGCCCAUGAGCCGGGUUUCGUCUGCACCAAAGAGACCUCAACCCGACCUCCUCGUCUGGACUCAAAGUAGCGUCUCAGAUUAGCCUUCGCAUCCCGAUCUAAUCACCGUAGACGCGACACUAGCUCAUUGUGGGGUUUUGAACCCCCCCCCCCUUUUGCCCCUUUGCCCCUUUUUUUUCUUUUCUAAAUGUUUUUCUCUUCGUUCAAUCUGUGUCCCGCUGGAAGCACUAGACAAUUCUGGUUCUGUCGGGAACUUCCUUCGUUCCAAGCAACGCAUCUCGGGACCUGUGCAAAGAACGAGCGCCCGGCUCUCGCCUCUGAGGGGAUUCACGUGGUCAUACCUCACGAUGGGUCGUUUUACCGCCCGUCUCGCGUUCCUCAUCUCCUGAAUACCUCGAGUGGGUCACUCAAAUACCUCAACUGGUUACACAUUCUGAAUACCUCAUUUUGACUGUUUUUUUUUAUUUAAGCAUAGCUGUCGGAUAUUUAUGCAUUAUGAAUAUAGCUCGUUCUUUUGAAAGUGUCUGGUGUUACAGUAGAUGUCCCGUAGCUCUAGGACCAAAGAUCAUGGUACUGUCUGGUGGUGGGGGGGGGGCAAGUCACAUUUCUGUUUUUUCUGAGCGGCUUUCGGUUUAAUCGGAUCUACUGGAAAGUGUCUGCUGAACUUUGCCUUUUUUUUUUAUCGUCAAGAAACCAAAUAUUUCAGAUGAAAGCAUUGUGCCAAAAUGAUCUGUGAGCGUUCCGUGCCAAACAGGGCGGAGCGUCGGGGGCCGCGAGGGACGGCGAACCUCGCUGGACCAUUUUGCCACGGGUGCAGAUGUUAAAUCAGAGCGGCCGAGGAUGCAUCUCCUCUGCCUCGCUCUGUCUCUCUGAUUGAUGCACUUAAGAGGGCUGGGCCCAAUUUAUCUUUUACCUCAAACAUAUGAUGAUGAUGAUGAAAAAUUCCACUUGUGCUGCAUCUGUGGGCUGAGGGCAAGAGGAGGUGGCCUCUUUUAAAGAGAUGAGAACUUCACGAAUCCGCCUUCUUAAUGCACAAGAACCACCUCCGACUUCAGCACAAGUUACGCAUCUUUCAUUCGGUGACCUUUGGGCGGCGCCGCGUCGUAGGGCCGCGGCCCCGCGGCGCGUUAUUGAGGUGCAGCUGUCGGCGCGUUGACAGGGAGCCAGUUUGAUUCCACAGACCAGCUGCUUUGAAGCCGAAAACACUUCAGUUCAGUUCCACCAGUAAGAUUGUCUUUGGCUUUUCAGUGUUACUCUGAAAUGUUUGCAUCUGUUUUUUUUUAUUUUAUUAAAAUAGCAGAAUUAUAUCUUUAAGAUCUAAGGUCUUCACUCUUAAAGAGGGGGGGAAAAUGUAUUUUAAAUUCUUUUUUUUAAAUUUGUUUUUCAUUUUGUUGCAUGCUUUAAAAAGUCCUUGUAUUGUAUUGACGUCGCUCAGACCGGUGUUGAAAAAAGAAAAAACUCGGGGUUGGAAGCCGUCAGCGGGGACGGUUUCGCCAAAAUGUUUACCCAAAGAUGUGCGCGUGCUCGGAUUGCGUUGGAUGGGAUUAACCUUUUGACCUCUGCCGAUUUUGUAUUUCCUGUUCUCCGGAGCACGAACCUGUUCAGCCGGCCGCACACGGAAAAAAGCCGUCAGUGCUUCUAUGACUCAACCUGCUCCUUCUCCUCCCUGCUGAGCGCAGACGAGCUGCUGCGAACCCGCCAGGAGGUCGUGACCUCGUGGCGGGAACGCUCCAACCCCCUUUCCUUUUUUUUUUUUUAAACAUUUUUUUGUUUUAUUUUUAUUGCUGGCCUCAGAAGCCUCACAAAGGCUUUAAGAGACGAAGCUGCACCAGGUGACGUGUUCAAGGUCGUAGACCUCCUCUUAACGAUUGUGAACUCCGGAGACGGAAAGAUGAAAAGAAAAAAGACAAAAAAAAAUCCGAAAAUUUAGAAAGGAGAAAAAAAAAAAAAGUAAAAAACUCAGGUAGUUCUCAGCAGGUGUCUUAUUGAAAAGUGUCCCGUAGUGAUGACGUAGUGACCCCCCCCCCCCACGUGAUGACCUCCCAUUACUAGUCUAAUUAUUUUGUGUGCUCAUUUACAUAUUAUAAAACAAAUUAUCUAAAUAUGAAACAAUUAUUUUGAUUGGUUUCCCUGAUUAAUUUGGGUUAUUUCCUAAAAAAAAAAUGUUUUUUGCCAAUUAUACUUUCUUUUUCAAAUUAAAGUACAAACACUUGACCGCCUGACGUUCACUGGCCCUUUUAGAAUGUAUUUUGUGAAGAAAAGGGUUCAGUGAGAUCACGUGGAUGCUCACUCUCGCCAACCAGCUGCUGGCACAAAACGCACACACACACAACACACAACACUCCCCCUCUGCUUUUGGGGCCAAUUGUCCCCCAGCAGCCGUUGUGUGAGUGUGAGGUGGGACACGUCCUGUAAACCAGCCGGGGGCCUUUUGCUCACCGCGUCCAGACGGGUUGGGUUUUGCGUUGUGUCGCGUUGUCGUAUUGUGUCGCGUUGUCGCGUCCUGCCGGCAGCCGGUUGUGCGCAGUGUGGAUUUUUGUGUUUGUGCGCUGCAUCCGUGAUGUUUUGAGCAGAAAUCCACUGAAUGUAUCCUCCCAACAGUCCACGUGGGGGGACGGGGGACGGGGCAGUGUGGCCGGCUGAGUUUAGAUUGUUGCUGCUGCCGCAUCCUCGUCUGUGUGUGCGUGUGUGUGUCUCCCCCCGUGUGUGUGUUCAGUCAGACCCCCCCCCCCCCCCUCUUCAAACACACUCACACUUCCUGCUGAGUUGUAGUGCAGGUGUCAGGUCUUCAGUCUAAAGUCGGAGGAGACUAUAAUAUUUUGGCCCCCUGCUGCUGUCUCUGUACUCUGUGGACUUUAAACAUUUCCUAUGCAGUUAUUUUCCAUUUGUUUUUUUGUUUACACUUAAAUAAAGUUGUAUUUCUUUGACUUCAAA
Messenger RNA from Gasterosteus aculeatus aculeatus (three-spined stickleback), 8120 nucleotides. RefSeq names its product tripartite motif containing 71, E3 ubiquitin protein ligase (gene trim71). Gene Ontology annotation, molecular function: ubiquitin protein ligase activity; zinc ion binding; protein binding. NCBI's taxonomy places the organism in Eukaryota, Metazoa, Chordata, Actinopteri, Perciformes, Gasterosteidae. The record is from RefSeq and is a predicted model, not a curated record. Gene Ontology annotation, biological process: proteasome-mediated ubiquitin-dependent protein catabolic process; protein polyubiquitination.